AUGGAGGUGGGGCUGCCGACGAUGAACACGAUGCUGACCCAGCUCAGCCGGCUGGUCCCGGCCUUCCUGUACCCGUCGCUGCGCACGCUGCUGAUCAGGACGCUCCAGAUCGGGCCCUUGCCCGGCCAUGUGGGGUUCAUCAUGGACGGCAACCGCAGGUUCAGUCGCGCCGUCGGCCUCUCCGUCGCCGACGGCCAUCGCGCCGGCUUCGAGGCCCUCAAAAGAAUCUUGGAGCUCUUGCUCCGGCUCAACGUCCCCCACGUCACCGUCUAUGCCUUCGCUAUCGGCAACUUCAAGCGGUCGCCGGAGGAGGUCAACAAACUGAUGGAUCUGGCGCGCACCAAGCUCGUCCAGAUCUGCGAGAAAGGACAGUUGUUGGAUAGGUACGGGAUCCGGGUGGUAGUGAUCGGGCGGAAAGAUCUGCUGCCGGCGGACAUCAAGGCGUCGGUCGAACGAGUCGAGGAGAUGACGGCGAACAACAAGAACGGGUGUUUGAACGUCGCGUUCCCGUACUCGUCGCAAGAGGAAAUGGCCAGCGCGAUCUACACGACGGCGCAGGACGCGAUCGCGCAGCACGUGCCCGCCGCGGCGAUCGACAUCGACACGAUCGCCGGCAACCUGUACACGGCGCACAGCCCGCCGCUCGACAUCCUCAUCCGCACCUCCGGCGUCUCGCGGCUGUCGGACUUCCUGCUGUGGCAGACCACGCUGAACUCGAGCGAGUACGCGCGGCCGGCAGACCCCGUCGAUCCGCCCGAGCCGCGCCAAGAAAGGCGCAAGACCGCCCGCGGCCCCCGCCGGAACACAACCGCCGGCGCAUCCGUCCAUUUCGUCCCCAAGUUCUGGCCCGACUUCGGCCUCCUCGACGUCUUGCCGGUCCUUCUCGGAUGGCAAGCCGAAACAAUCAUCCACCGGUUCCUCCCCUUUCUUCACUGA
Molecule: messenger RNA, 936 nt
Organism: Puccinia triticina
Lineage: Eukaryota; Fungi; Basidiomycota; Pucciniomycetes; Pucciniales; Pucciniaceae
Exons: 5
Coding region: 1-936 (311 amino acids)
Cellular component (GO): dehydrodolichyl diphosphate synthase complex; endoplasmic reticulum; lipid droplet
Molecular function (GO): ditrans,polycis-polyprenyl diphosphate synthase [(2E,6E)-farnesyl diphosphate specific] activity
Source: RefSeq, a predicted model, not a curated record